CAAUGAGGAUCACGACGAGAGAUCUCGCGUCCGCUCAUCUCCUAGGGUUUGUUCUUCUGAGCAUCUUUGCGGCAGACGGAGCUCUGAGCAUUAGGUUGCCUGAACGUAUUCCUGUGGGCGUGAAUGCUCCCUCGAAUCAGCCUUUGAAGACGGCGGGUUUCGCCCUAGGGAGCUUUUGGAGGUCUGAAGCUGUGUUCGGAUGCUUGAAUGGCGUUGUGCGGACCACCGCCGGUUACGCUGGAGGAACUAAAUCCAAUCCUGAAUUUAGAAGCUUAGGAAACCACGCCGAAUCCGUUCAGAUUGAAUAUGAUCCCAAGUUGAUUCAUUUCAGGCAACUUUUGGAGGUCUUUUGGUCUAAUCAUGAUUCUAGGCAAUUAUUUGGCCAAGGUCCUGAUGUGGGUUCUCAGUACAGGUCAAUAAUCUUCACUAAUGGAACUGAAGAAGUAAGAUUGGCUGCUCUGAGCAAAGAAAGGGAACAAACCAAAUCAAGGAGCAGUAUUGUGACUACAGACAUUCAGCAAUUGGGAACUUUUUAUCCUGCUGAGCCAGAACAUCAGAAAUUUGAGCUCAAGAGAAAUCCCUUCCUCCUCCAGCUUAUUGGGAAUAUGCCAGAGGAGGAACUUGCGAAAUCAAGUCUAGCAGCAAAACUUAAUGGCUAUGCAGCGGAGCUUUGCCCAUUGAAGAGCCAAAGGCAGAUUGAUGCCAAGAUCAAUGAAAUCCUAAGGAAAGGUUGGCCCGUCUUGAGAGAAGUCUAGUUUUGAAUUCGUUGGAUCUGUACACAUUCAACUGGUGAGUG
Telopea speciosissima is the source of this 796-nucleotide messenger RNA. RefSeq names its product peptide methionine sulfoxide reductase A5. Gene Ontology annotation, cellular component: cytoplasm. Gene Ontology annotation, biological process: cellular response to oxidative stress. The coding region runs from base 3 to 755 and encodes 250 amino acids. The transcript is spliced from 4 exons. The record is from RefSeq and is a predicted model, not a curated record. NCBI's taxonomy places the organism in Eukaryota, Viridiplantae, Streptophyta, Magnoliopsida, Proteales, Proteaceae. Gene Ontology annotation, molecular function: peptide-methionine (S)-S-oxide reductase activity.